Molecule: messenger RNA, 2342 nt
Organism: Nasonia vitripennis (jewel wasp)
Lineage: Eukaryota; Metazoa; Arthropoda; Insecta; Hymenoptera; Pteromalidae
Product: transmembrane protein adipocyte-associated 1 homolog
Exons: 7
Coding region: 395-2146 (583 amino acids)
Biological process (GO): G protein-coupled receptor signaling pathway
Cellular component (GO): plasma membrane
Molecular function (GO): G protein-coupled receptor activity
Source: RefSeq, a predicted model, not a curated record
CUAUAUCUUGUCGAUAUUGUCCUCUUCAAGAUUUGCCUCGAGAGAUUUGCGUGAUUACGAGUUUUUCAGAAAUCCUGUAGUGCUUAAUAUAAUAUAGAGUUGUUGGAAACCGAAGCUCGAAUACGAACUUAUAAUGAGUCAUAAAUGAGCUCAUCAAACUUUUCAUUGUUUAUAUUAUGUACAUAUACUUUGUAUAAAUAACUUGGUUCUAUUGUCUCAAGUUUUGGCUUUAGAGAUCCAGUUACCUUAUUAGAGAAUCAAUUAUUUGUAGAUACCUUGAUCUGAAUAUUUUAGCAGUGAGAAUGAUAAGUAAUAAGAAUAGCCAUGACACACUUGAAAUUUUGUGUUAUCGUGAUGUGAGACCAUUUUGAACAGCAGGAGUACAAAUUUCAAGAUGUAUGGAGAUGGAGAAAUGGAGGUUUCCGAAGGAUGGAGACAGAUUCGAGACUUGAGUACAACGACAGAUCCUAAUAUAAGUUCCAUUGUUCAUGAAGAGGAUCACUUUUGUAAAUUGAUACUGUACAAGGAAAUAAGAGAUUCCAGAGUAAGAAUAUGGGAUGUGAUAAUUUUAAUACCAAAUGUCCUAUUUCUUCUAUUCAUUGGUGUAAGAUUCAAUCGAGCCAGACUCAAGCUUCGAGCCACAAGCAGUCCUAUAUACAUGGCUUUCUAUGGUCUCGUAGUUUGCAGUGUUGUGAUAUCAGUUGUUCGCUGUAUAGUAUCAAUGACAGUUGAUGCCACUGAAAAUGUUGGUGGUAUAGUAGACAAAGUGUUGUGGGUUACAGUCAGAUUUUUUCUGUUAUCAACAGAAAUGAGCGUCGUCAUCUUUGGCCUUGCGUUUGGUCAUCUAGACAGUCGCUCAAGCAUACGGCGAGUUCUACUAGCAACGUCUUUUAUAGCAUUGCUUUUUACAAUAACUCAAGGAACUCUAGAAUUAGUUUUGCCUGAUGACACUUUCCAUAUACCAAGCAGAGACUUCUACGUCUUUGGUCAUGGUGGAAUGAUGUUUUGGUUUUGUAGCAGCAUUGUUUUUACAAUGAUAUAUCUGUUUAUACUGGUCGUACCUUACACAAGAUUACGAGAGAGACUUACUCUUCCUAAUCGUAAAGGAUUUUACGUAUACGCCAGCCUUCUCGCAACUCUAGAUUUAGUUCAGUCAAUAGGAGCUGGUUUACUGAACUACAUCCAAAAUCAAGCUGGCUUGUGUGUCGUCGACUUGACAGCCGCUAUGUAUUUGACAUUGUUCACGCCAGUGGUCUACCAUACGUUCCUUUCAGAUUUCUUAGGGGUUUCGCAGCCAUCGAUAAUGUUCUCCUACAAGGCACAGGUGGACGACGCUAUGGACGAGGACACAGUUUCUUUGCCACAUCAGCAAAGUUUCUCCUCCCUCAAGACGGACAGCGACUACAUAUACCAGGUCCAUACCCCUUGCUUUCAUGCGCCGCUCUUUCACAAUCCGUUCUUUAAUUCCGGAUACCUAGCAACUACCUCGACCUCCACCACCGCGACAAGCAAGCCAGGCCCCAGUCGUUUCUACGCUUCCUCGAGACUGGCCGGCAUGAGCUCUUCACACGCGAGCCUUCUCUAUCAAGAUUACUAUGCCGCGCAGAGGCGAACCUUCUACCCCAAGUCUCGACUAGGGGGCGUUCGCACUAGUGCUCCGGAUCUGCGUUCCAUAGCCUCGACUUCGGGAACAACACCCAAAAGGUUGCAACAAGAUAGCAGAACUGUUGAAGCUACAGCCAGUUCGUCGAAUCUUCUGCUGUCGCCGAGUACCGCCAGCAAGUUUGCCUUUAAGCCCAGGAAGAACGAUAGCAAAACCAAUCUCUUCUCCUCAGACGAGAAUGAUGAGUUGCUGGAAGUUGAAGAGAAGAGGCAAGUGACGAGUACGUUUAACUCGCCAAGGAUUGAAAAAAGCCGACGUGGUAUCCUGGGUAGCGACGAAAUAAGACAGACAAAGCAGGAAGAAACUGAGGAGAAGAGGUCCGCUUCUGCUGCGGCUGGUUUGAACGAUUAUCUGAGGCAUAUGCGAAACUACAGUGACGAUGAAAAUAAUUCAAAUAUCGAGGUGGAGGUCAAGAUGCUCCCGCACAAGUCGAGGGAGACGACAUCGGAUGCGGGCUCCUCUUCACAGAGUGAAGCGCUUUGAACCAGCCAUCUUUUUUAAAAGACUGAUCCUCACUGAAUUUCAAACUAGUGCUUUCUUUUUAAUUUGUUGAUUUUUUUUAUUUUGUUUUUAUUUUUAUCUUUAAGAAUCCUAAUUACUCUGUCUUGGAUGGUAUUUGAAUGCUAAGUUGCAUUUUAUGGUGGAUACGCACAUGAUAAUACAAACGAGCUUUAAAUAA